AUGACGUCUGCAACGCAAAGGCUUGAAACAAAACAACAAACACUAGAGGAUGCGUACUCACCACCUGCGAACUUCCUUGAAAUUGAUGUUUGCAAUCCACAAGUUCAUGGGGAUGCGAAAUCGCGAUACGUUGAUUAUGAAGUGAGGCUGAAGACUAAUCUCCCUGUGUUUCGUUUGUCGGAGUCGAGUGUUCGUCGGCGGUAUCGAGAUUUCGACUGGUUACGCGGUGAAUUAGAUCGCGAAAGUAAGAUUAUCGUUCCUAAACUUCCUGGUAAGGCAUGGAAAAGACAAAUUCCCUUUCGCGCUGACGACGGGCUUUUCGACAGUGAUUUUAUUGAAUCAAGGAGAAAGGGAUUGGAGGAGUUUAUUAACAAGGUUGCAGGUCAUCCAUUGGUACAAAGUGAGAAGUGCCUCCAUAUGUUUCUUCAAAGCGAUGUGAUCGAUAGAAAUUACAAGGCGGGCAAAGUAAACCAACCCUAG
Echinococcus granulosus is the source of this 480-nucleotide messenger RNA. RefSeq names its product Sorting nexin-3. Gene Ontology annotation, cellular component: retromer complex; early endosome membrane. The transcript is spliced from 4 exons. The coding region runs from base 1 to 480 and encodes 159 amino acids. Lineage: Eukaryota; Metazoa; Platyhelminthes; Cestoda; Cyclophyllidea; Taeniidae. The record is from RefSeq and is a predicted model, not a curated record. Gene Ontology annotation, biological process: late endosome to Golgi transport; endocytic recycling. Gene Ontology annotation, molecular function: phosphatidylinositol-3-phosphate binding.